This is a messenger RNA of Drosophila mojavensis, 1692 nucleotides long. Its product is annotated as zinc finger protein 674. NCBI's taxonomy places the organism in Eukaryota, Metazoa, Arthropoda, Insecta, Diptera, Drosophilidae. Bases 230 to 1201 code for a protein of 323 amino acids. Gene Ontology annotation, cellular component: nucleus. The transcript is spliced from 5 exons. The record is from RefSeq and is a predicted model, not a curated record. Gene Ontology annotation, biological process: regulation of transcription by RNA polymerase II. Gene Ontology annotation, molecular function: RNA polymerase II cis-regulatory region sequence-specific DNA binding; zinc ion binding; DNA-binding transcription factor activity, RNA polymerase II-specific.
CGACAUUCAUAAUUUUUGCAAUAUCGUACAGCAAUGAUUUUCCAACGGAGUCAAAGAAAAUAGUAUAAAAAUAAUUUUCAUUACAUCAGAAAUCGAAUAUUUUUUGCGCAUGGCUCGAUAUUUAGCUACCGAUGACGAUAAUUUUUAUGUUGUGAUACAACAAAUGCAUAUGAUGCAUUUCAAAACAAUAACACCAUACAGUCAAGUGAAAUCACAUUGAUAUCAUAUUAUGGCAGGAAAUGAUUUGUUAAUGGACAUUGAAGCCGUAUGUCGAGUUUGCUUACAGGAUAGUGAUACACAUAUGGUAUCCAUUUAUGAGCGAGACGAGGGACAACGCGGACUAUCCAUUUGCGAGAAAAUUGAAAUUUGCAGUGGCAUACAAAUAGUGCGCACUCCUGAGCUACCAUCUCGCAUCUGCUUGAAAUGUCGCGCUUUUUUAACGCUGGCACACAAAUUUCGACAGAUUUGCCGCCACUCAGAUAGUUUCCUGCGUGAAUACAUUUGGAAAGACGUGAGAGUGGUGGACGCAGUGCACCAGGUGAUAGAAACACCAUCCACACAGACAUACGAGGAUGUUGAAGUUGAGGUACUGGAAGAAGGUGUUUGGUGCACUGAUGAAAUAAUUGUGGAACCUCCUGCUGCUCAAGAUGAAACAAAUAUCAUACUGGUGCCAACUGAAGAUGUGGUAACCACGCAUGUUGCUGCAUCCAAAUCACAUGUGUGUAACGUUUGUGGUAAUAGCUAUCCACGCAAGAGCACGCUGGACACGCACAUGCGACGACACAACAAUGACCGACCAUAUGAAUGCGAAGUCUGCAAAAAGUCUUUUCACGUAAACUACCAGCUAAUGCGCCAUAUACGCCAGCACACAGGCGCCCGACCUUAUAGCUGCGAAUACUGUCAGCGCAGCUUCACGGAUCGUACGUCUUUGGUCAAGCAUGAACGCACCCAUCGCAAUGAACGACCCUAUUCAUGCGACUUGUGUGGAAAGUCUUUCACAUAUGCCAAUGUGCUCAAGGUGCACUACAAAACGCAUACCGGAGAGAAGCCACAUCUGUGCAGACUAUGUAACAAAAGCUUUGCACGCAAUCACAAUCUGGUUGCCCACUUACAGACACAGCAGCAUAUCAACGAUCCCCGUGCCGCGGCCUAUUUACAAACUCUCAAAGCCAUCACCAAUGUAGCUGCAGAAAAUGGCUGAGAGGAUUUAGAAGUGUGCAAAUUAAAAAAAAAAAUUGAAAAGCUGGAAAGUAUUUUAGAGCGAAGAUGAAAAGCCCUAAAAUAUUUCUCUUACAGUGAUUAGUAUGAAUAGUAGUAGAAGCUAUAUUCCGACUCAUUGGUUGUGAAUAUAUUGGACUAUACUAAAUAAGUGCCCUCCUCUUUGGGGCAUCAGAAUAUGUUUAUGUUAGUCGUAUUUAAAAGGAUGUAAAUUUACAUGAUUUAAUCUUCAUUUAUUUCAACCUAUGUAGCGCUCUCGGUCUCCUUGUUAGCCAGGAACGUUACAAGAUUACAACAUCUUACCUGUUGUACAAAAAUGCCGAAAAUUGUAAUUAUGUAAUUCAAAAAUGUGCACAAGAAUCUAAUUUGAUUGGUGAUUGUAAGAAGGUGACAGAGUGGAGCUAGGAUUAGCGAACGGGGCAUAUAUAAAUUGUCUUCUUUAAAAUAUUAAAUAACAAACUGGGUUGGACUGUA